CCUGGAUGGCCCGGGUCUGCGGAGCGACCUCCCGCUGCUCAGCGUGCUGGCGGCCUGUCCGCAGGUGCACCUGAUUGCCUCGGUGGACCAUGCGCUCGCCCCAUUGCUGUGGGACUCGGCGGAUGCAGCCCGCUUCAGGUGGCAGUAUAUAAACGCCACCACCUUCCAGCCGUACAUCACGGAGACCGCGGGGAUGCAGUCCGUGCUCAUGGGCGCGUUCAAGUCGGGUGUGGUGAAGGCCAGCGCGGGUACCGUGCUGAAGAGCCUCACGCCCAAGGCGCGGGCUGUGUUCCGCGUGCUUGCGGAGUAUCUGUUGGAGGACGAGGAGUGCGAGGGGGUGGCGCUGGCACACCUGCUCAG
This is a messenger RNA of Astrephomene gubernaculifera, 360 nucleotides long. The record is from the annotation of a GenBank genome assembly. Lineage: Eukaryota; Viridiplantae; Chlorophyta; Chlorophyceae; Chlamydomonadales; Astrephomenaceae.